Molecule: messenger RNA, 1209 nt
Organism: Anopheles nili
Lineage: Eukaryota; Metazoa; Arthropoda; Insecta; Diptera; Culicidae
Product: RNA-binding protein NOB1-like
Exons: 2
Coding region: 1-1209 (402 amino acids)
Biological process (GO): maturation of SSU-rRNA; ribosomal small subunit biogenesis
Cellular component (GO): preribosome, small subunit precursor
Molecular function (GO): RNA endonuclease activity
Source: RefSeq, a predicted model, not a curated record
AUGCCGAAACUCCAGCAUUUAGUUGUAGAUACUACGGCGUUUGUGAAAAAUGUCCAGCUUCAGAAUAUUGCAGAAAACUGCUACACAGUCCCAGGUGUCCUCGGCGAGAUUCGAAACAACAGACAGAUAAAGGCACUCGCUGUGCUGCCAUAUGAACUAAAGGUGCGCAAACCGGACAAUGACGUGCUGGCAAAAGUCAUGGCGAUGGCGAAGAAAACUGGCGACUUUGCUUCCCUAUCGCUGGUCGAUUUGCAGGUGAUUGCGCUCACGUACGAGCUCGAGUUAGAACAUGUCGGUAUGGACCAUUUGCGCGACAAACCGCGCCCGGCCUUGCUGAUGUCGUCGGCCAAGAAACCGGUCACUCUGAAAACAACAGUGCUGAUGAAAGGCUUGUACGUACCGAAGAGCUGCAAUGGGCAGAAUCCGACGGGCCACGGACCGGAAAGAGCAGACGAAUCGACGAAGGGUAAUCCCUGCAAGAAAGAAUUCUCAACAGACGACAGUCAUGCAGUUUCUCCUGAACCACCGAAGAAGGCGUCAGAAUCGGAAAAGUCUGGGAUUUCCGAUAAAGUGGACGAAGAGAGCGACGACGAGGGAGACUGGAUAACACCGACUAACAUCGUACAAAUGAAGCUGAACAUUGGAAAGGACCUACUCGAGAAGGUAACUGCACCCGUGGCCUGCAUCACCACCGAUUACGCGUUGCAGAACGUGCUGAAGCAGAUCGGGUUGCAGAUUGCAUCCCUCGACGGGCGCAUUAUCAAACAGACGCGUACGUACAUCCUGCGCUGUUAUGCCUGCUUCAUGAUCACGCCCAACGCGACGAAGAAGUUCUGCCCAAAAUGCGGCUACCAGACACUGAAGAAGGUUUCCGUCAAUCUGAACGAGAAUGGCCAGCAGAUCAUCCACAUUAACAACCAACGACCGUUGACAGCGAAGCACAAGAACCAACCAGUGGCGAAGUUUAAUGGUGGCAAGUACGCCACCAACCCACUGCUGUUCGAGGAUCAACCGGUGCCGCAGCAGCGCAUUCCACUGAAGACAAGGGCCAAGACUAAUGCCCUUGGAGAAGACUACAUCGCUGGGUACUCACCGUUUGUUAUGCGGGAUAUCGAUUCACGGUCGACGGUGUUGCGUGGUUCGGUCAAUAUCAAGCAGCGGAUGAUCAACCUUGAGUACGAUAACAAACGGCGAGGGUACUUUAAGUAA